UGUUUCCCGUUCCAUCAGUCAAUAGUCCCCUGAUAGUUUCCGGGGUUUCUGCUGCAAUCCUGUUCCCUGCGGUCGGUAAUUGCUACGGAACGGGGUUCCUGAGCUCCCGAAUCCGGAGCCCGAGCGCAUUCUGCCUGCCAGGGCUCGCGCCACCGAGUUCUGCGCAGAGGUGGGAUUUUGCACACUGAUCACUAAGGCUUAAACCUCGCCAACAUCCAUUCCCUCUAACCGGUUGCAGUUCUUAGUAUUUCCUACGGCAGGGGAAUGGUUAAAUCAUCUCGGCUAUCUGUUUAUUCGCUAACAUUCAGAUAAUCAGUGCCAUUCUUCCCGCUGGGAAGUCAGUCCAGCCGGCCAAAAGUCUGUCCCCUGGACUCCCUCUGUCCCGGUCUCAUUUUCGGAUCAGGGACUCAGGGCCCACUGGGAAUGGGGGGGUUAAAGUUUGCCUGCAAUCUUUCAACUCCACAGUCUCCCUUAUAGCUAUCUCACCCCCGUUUUUAUUUUACACAGAGUUUGCUUGCUGGCCAACGUUGGGUGUUUGUGAUUUAACCACAAGCGUUUUCUGUAAACGUUCAACUCAUCCUAUUUUUUCCGCCACCCCGCCGCUUCGCUGAAACGAAGCCCCUUUCGUCCCCCAUAUUCCCGAAUUGUCGGUGCUGAUGCCCCGGUCGGCUGAGGUCUGACGAUCAGAGUGGCAAGAGAUAUUCUGCAGCCACUUCCCGCAACGCAUCGUGGUCAUCUCUCUUUGGAUAAGAUUUAAAUAGCCCUGCAAUAAGGCAGUCGUACCCAACCCAGGCUCCUGUGGUCGCCAUGCCCGGCCCGGCGGCCGGUAGCAGAUCCCGGGUCUACGCCGAUGUGAACACUUUGAAGAGCCGGGAGUACUGGGACUAUGAAGCUCACGUGCCCAGCUGGAGUAACCAAGAGGACUACCAGCUGGUUCGGAAGCUGGGGAGGGGGAAGUACAGUGAGGUCUUUGAAGCCAUCAACAUCAACAACAAUGAGAAAGUUGUGGUCAAAAUCCUCAAGCCUGUCAAAAAGAAGAAGAUCAAGCGGGAAAUAAAGAUUCUGGAGAACCUGCGGGGGGGAACCAACAUUAUUCGGCUGGUGGACACAGUGAAGGACCCUGUGUCCCGAACACCAGCACUCGUCUUUGAAUUCAUCAAUAAUACAGACUUUAAGGAGCUGUACCAGAAGUUAACAGAUUUUGAUAUUCGUUUCUACAUGUACGAGUUACUGAAGGCUCUGGACUACUGCCACAGCAUGGGCAUCAUGCACCGAGACGUCAAACCCCACAAUGUGAUGAUCGAUCACCAGAUGAGGAAGCUACGCUUAAUAGACUGGGGCCUGGCCGAAUUCUACCACCCCGCACAGGAGUACAAUGUCAGGGUGGCAUCGCGCUACUUCAAGGGUCCAGAGCUCCUGGUGGAUUACCAGAUGUAUGACUAUAGCCUGGACAUGUGGAGUCUGGGUUGCAUGCUGGCUAGUAUGAUCUUCCAGAAGGAACCAUUCUUCCAUGGUCAAGACAACUACGACCAGCUGGUCCGAAUUGCCAAGGUAUUGGGGACAGAUGAGCUCUUUGGAUACCUACAGAAAUACCACAUCGAACUGGACCCAAGUUUCAAGGACCUGCUGGGCCAACAGACACGGAAACGCUGGGAGCAGUUUGUCCAGUCGGAGAACCAGCACCUGGUCAGCCCCGAGGCCCUGGACCUGCUGGACAAGUUGUUGCGCUACGACCAUCAGCAGAGGCUGACUGCUUCAGAAGCCAUGGCACACCCUUACUUCUACCCCGUGGUGAAAGAACAGUCUCUCUCCCACACUGACAGCAGUGGCUCUACUACAACACGAUGAGAGACUAGGAAAACUUUGUUACCUCAGCUAUUACCCCAGAAACCUCUUCAAGUGUACACCGGAACAAGGCACCGCCAGCCAAUUACACAUGCACAUAGAUGUAAACUAUCCCUCCCUCUCUCUGUCUCUCUCUCUUUCCCUCUCUCCCUCUCUCUCUCUGUUCUUAAACUGUUGGCUUGAUCCAGUCAGAUGUCCAAUUCAAGACCAGUCAGUUUCAAGUUCUAAUCCACACCCCUCAGCUUCAGGUAACAAAGUAAUAAGGAAUAUUCAAAGACUUCUCCAAUUGAUUCCCCUCCCCCACAUUCACAAGCAUGGAGAAUGAAGAGGAAAAUAUUCCCCCUCCCCUCCCAGUCUGCUGUUCUGUGUUCAGCUUGGGAAAGACUCAGGGGACACCUGCCACAAUAUCCCAUGAUUCCAGUAGAAGCUGAAGUCCAAGAGGUCUUUAACAUCAAACCAGACGCAUAUUACCCAACCCUUUUUGUCUUGUUUAUAUGCGACGUGCUGCAGGUUUUUGUGGUUUUUUUCCCCCCAUUUCUCCGUGGACUUUGCUAAUUCCGGUUAGUAUCAAGGUUAGGUCAUGUCGUUUUCUACCUCAACAAUCACUGAUAUGCGUAUUUCUUUGUUGCCAACUGGCUUAAGCUAACUAGUCCCUCUCAAAUUAGCUAGCAUAUGUGUCAUAUAGUCAUCAGGUGUCUUUCUGUUCAGACUCUGCACUGCAGUUCAGAAGUGGCAUGGUGACCUCUGCUAUAGGUAUUAUAAUGAUCAUAAUAAUAUUAAUAAUAAAUGAUUUUUAUUUAGA
This is a messenger RNA of Anguilla rostrata (American eel), 2647 nucleotides long. Its product is annotated as casein kinase II subunit alpha'. Gene Ontology annotation, molecular function: ATP binding; protein serine/threonine kinase activity. The coding region runs from base 808 to 1848 and encodes 346 amino acids. NCBI's taxonomy places the organism in Eukaryota, Metazoa, Chordata, Actinopteri, Anguilliformes, Anguillidae. Gene Ontology annotation, biological process: peptidyl-serine phosphorylation; peptidyl-threonine phosphorylation; regulation of chromosome separation. Gene Ontology annotation, cellular component: cytosol; nucleus; protein kinase CK2 complex. The transcript is spliced from 13 exons. The record is from RefSeq and is a predicted model, not a curated record.